This is a messenger RNA of Penicillium egyptiacum, 666 nucleotides long. Lineage: Eukaryota; Fungi; Ascomycota; Eurotiomycetes; Eurotiales; Aspergillaceae. The record is from the annotation of a GenBank genome assembly.
AUGGCUGACUCAACAUGUGUGAAGGAUAUUCAGGAAGACCUGACUGAUGAUCAGAUUCAGCACUUGCUUCUGGAGGCAGAGACUCGACUGAAGGGUCCCAAUGCACUAAGCACCCAGAGUGAUGAUCUGGCAUCUCUUAGGAUCCCGAAAUUGUCACCUGGGUCCUCGCUGGAAGCAUACAUUCGUCAGGGAGACGAUGUUGCUACUGUUGACGCUGCAAAGAUCACCGAUCAAAAGCAGAAGGAGUUGGCCAACUCUCUCCGCGCGGCUGAGAUCAAGAAAGUGAACACCGGCAAGCCUACCGCUGGACCUGAGUGGUUCAACCUCCCGAAGACAGAGAUGACCCCGGAGCUUAAGAGAGAUCUGCAGCUCAUCCGGAUGCGUUCUGUGCUUGAUCCCAAGCGUCACUACAAGAAGGAAAAUGGCAAGGCCAAACCGCCAGAAUAUUCCCAGGUUGGAACUAUCAUCGAGGGGCCUACCGAGUUCUUCAGCAAUCGUAUCACCAAGAAGGACCGCAAGAAGAACUUCGUUGAGGAGACAUUGGCACUCGAGCGUGGCACCAAGCGCUUCCAGUCCAAAUACAGGGACAUUCAAGCCAGCAAAACAAGCGGAAAGAAGUCCUUCUACAAGGACCUGCAGGCAAAGAGAACCCGGAAGAACAAGUGA